Oryctolagus cuniculus (rabbit) is the source of this 1516-nucleotide messenger RNA. The record is from RefSeq and is a predicted model, not a curated record. Lineage: Eukaryota; Metazoa; Chordata; Mammalia; Lagomorpha; Leporidae.
AGACCUCGGGAUGAGCUCCUCCCAGGCAGCAAGCACUCUGCGUUUUCCCCUGUUUGCCUCUAAUACUUCUUUUGUACACAUCUCAUUUGUCUGGAAAAAAUUAAGUAAAGCCUCAGGAUGGCAGGCAGGGAUUUUAUUAUUUUAUGUGUUUAUUCAAGACAUGGUUUAAAUCCAAGUUCAGCUUUAACUAGCAGAAUUCUAGAAACACUUUGAACCCAUUAGCAUAUCCAAGUUGGUCCAUGGCAAUGGCUUUGACUUCUGCCCCCUUACUCCUGCCUUCAGUGUCUGCUUUUAUUUCCCAUGUUUUUUCUGUGUCUGAAGAGUUGCUCUACCUUGUGUUUUAUCUCCUAUUUUCUUGCAUUAUCUCUGCAAAGAAAGAUCAGACCAGAUGCACAAAGCUAUGGAUAACAUACCAAUGUAAUUAUGUAAAACUAUCCUACUGUAAGAUUUAGUUCUUUAGUAAUAAUCUACAAUACCCUGCUAUAGAAGAAUCAAGAAAGAAAAUAUGGACCUCUGGUUUCCAAGAGGUUGACAUGACAACUGAAGAGAUAGAUGCCCUCGUCCAUCAGGAAAUCAUCAGUCACAAUGCCUACCCCUCGCCUCUAGGCUACAGAGGUUUUCCAAAAUCUGUUUGUACCUCUGUAAACAACGUCCUCUGUCAUGGUAUUCCUGACAGUCGACCUCUUCAGGAUGGAGAUAUUAUCAACAUUGAUGUCACGGUCUAUUUCAACGGCUACCACGGAGACACCUCUGAGACAUUUUUGGUGGGCGAUGUGGAUGACUGUGGUAAAAAGUUAGUGGAGGUUGCCAGGAGGUGUAGAGAUGAAGCAAUUGCAGCCUGCAGAGCGGGGGCUCCCUUCUCUGUAAUUGGAAACACAAUCAGCCGUAUAACUCAGCAGCAUGAUUUGCAAGUCUGUCCACAUUUUGUGGGCCAUGGAAUAGGAUCGUACUUUCAUGGACACCCAGAAAUUUGGCAUCAUGCGAAUGACAAUGAUCUCUCCAUGGAGGAAGGCAUGGCGUUCACCAUAGAGCCAAUCAUCACUGAGGGAUCCCCUGAAUUUAAAGUCCUGGAGGACGGAUGGACUGCAGUCUCCCUGGACAAUCAAAGGUCCGCCCAGUUCGAGCACACGGUGCUCAUCACGUCGCGGGGCGCACAGGUCCUCACCAAACUGCCCCACGAGGCCUGAGGCGCAGCCCGCGGGGCGCAGAGGACAGGCGCCCCUCUCUGCCUUCAGCUAGAACUCAGAUGAGGAGUAGAGCACCGGCGGCCCGCGCCGCCACCGACCCGGCACCCCGCGGCGUCCUGCUGAAACUCGGUGGCGACCGGCAGCCUCCGGGGACUCAGCCCACCAGCCCCGCAGGGUCUGGGCUUGCGGAACGGAGACGCUGCACCCCAGGCUCGGCUCCCCCGCGCGGCAAACGCCUCUGGAGGGGGAAUGGGGACUCUCCUUUGGGAGACCGGGGUCUCAGGGGGAAGCAUUUUUCCUUUUCUGCCGAGUAAAAGCCCUUUUAAACA